Messenger RNA from Ilex paraguariensis (yerba mate), 3917 nucleotides. Lineage: Eukaryota; Viridiplantae; Streptophyta; Magnoliopsida; Aquifoliales; Aquifoliaceae. The record is from the annotation of a GenBank genome assembly.
UCAGUCAUUAACUCUCAGAGCAGUCAACUCUCUCUCUUUCUGUCUCUUCACUGACCGUUUCAUGUCCACUCUCUCUGGCACCACUUUCUCUCUCUAAAAAGCCAUACUCCAGACUGGAUUGAAAAUGCGGAUUGACUUUCAACCAAGGGCAUCUCGCUUCCAAGGCAAGCAAAACGAAACCUCACCUAAAAACCUUAUGCUAAUAGCCUAAUCCUCUUCUUUUUCUCUCUCUCACACUCACACUCACACACUGAUCAUGAUGAUACCGCUCAUGUUCUUCCUCGUUGGCAGAUCUCUCUCCUAGAAAGAUCUCCCUAUAUCUCUCUACAUCAACAUACGUAUUCACAUUUGUGGCUUAUUUACCGCUCAGCUCUUUCAUUGAAGCAAUGGAGUCGAGACAGGGAUCAAAAUCAAAGAAGGCAAGCUCUAGAGCGUUAAAAUCUCCGUCAUCAUCAACGACGUCAUCGUCAAAGCAGUUGCCGGAUACUUCGUUCGACGGUCUGAGCUCGCCAGGAUCGUCGCCUGUGAGAGGCAAGCCGCAGUACUUUUACUCGGAGAGUUUGCCUUUGGAUGCAGAGAGAUCCAAAGAGAAUGUGACUGUUACAGUCCGGUUUCGGCCUCUCAGUCCGAGGGAAAUUCGACUAGGAGAGGAGGUUGCAUGGUACGCGGACGGAGAGUCUAUUGUGCGGAACGAGCAUAAUCCAUCGAUUGCAUAUGCAUAUGAUCAGGUAUUUGGCUCUACAACAACAACACUUCGUGUCUAUGAUAUUGCUGCUCAACAUGUCGUCAGUGGUGCCAUGGGAGGCAUCAAUGGUAAACUCUAUUAUCCUCUGGGGGUGAUUCAUAUAUUGGUCCUGGAGGCAAUCAAUAUAUGUCAAGGAGGAAAUGUGUAUAGAAGGUGCAGGCAGGGUGAUCAGAGAUCCCCUGGUAUUAUACCGUUGGCUGUGAAGGAUGCUUUCAGUAUUAUUCAAGAGACUCCAAGUCGAGAAUUUCUGCUCAGGGUCUCAUAUUUGGAAAUCUAUAAUGAGGUUGUUAAUGACUUGUUGAAUCCGGCAGGACAGAAUUUAAGAAUUAGAGAGGAUGCGCAGGGAGCCUUUGUUGAAGGAAUCAAGGAGGAAGUUGUAUUAUCCCCAGCUCAUGCCCUUUCCCUCAUUGCAGCUGGAGAAGUGAUGGUGCUGUUUCUUACUAAUCUUCACUAUACUACUAGACAAUUGAGAGCAGCCCCUGUGGUGAAAAUUGUGAAGGCGAGGCUGUUACCUUGUCGCAGCUGGUAUACAUAUUCUGCUUCUUCAACAUUUAAUCUCAUCGACUUGGCAGGGUCUGAGAGUUCUAAGGCUGAAACUACUGGUGUGCGGCGAAAAGAAGGAUCAUAUAUCAAUAAAAGCCUGCUAACCCUUGGAACUUCAAGCUUCUAUUUAUCAGUAGCUAAGCACAGCGAUUUUAGUUUGGCAAGAUUCCGGGUUAUAUCAAAGUUAACAGAUGGGAAUGCUACUCAUGUACCUUACAGGGACUCUAAGCUGACUAGGCUUCUUCAGUCUUCUUUAAGUGGUCAUGGACGUGUAUCUGUAAUUUGCACCGUUACCCCCUCGUCAAGCAAUUCUGAAGAGACACAUAACACAUUGAAGUUUGCCCACCGUGCAAAACAUAUUGAAAUUCAAGCAGCACAAAACAAGAUAAUUGAUGAGAAAUCACUUAUCAAGAAAUACCAAAAUGAGAUUCGCUGCUUAAAGGAGGAGUUAGGGCAACUAAAGAGAGGUAUUGUUACAGUUCCACAGCUGAAAGAUACCGGUGAAGAUGAUAUCUAUCUCCUAAAGCAAAAGAAAAGCCAGGGUAGAGCCUCGGAGCUAACCCAAGCGAAGAUCGGCACUCGAAAGCUUGAGGAGCAGCCCAAAAUGGAGAAAGCCAUGGAGACGGCAAACUCGACAAUCAGACACACCAUGAGGCUGCUAGAAGAUGGUCAAGUUAAACUGCAAUCAAGAUUGGAACAAGAAGAAGAAGCUAAAGCUGCUUUAUUAAGUAGAAUACAACGUCUGACAAAGUUAAUAUUGGUCUCCACAAAAACUUCACAAUCAUCUAGAUUUCCUAAUCGCCCGGUUCCCAGAAGAAGGCAUUCCUUUGGAGAAGAAGAGCUUGCAUACCUCCCCUAUAGAAGACGAGACUUGAUCUUGGAUGAUCAAAACAUUGACUUGCAUGCUUCUCUAGAUGGCAAUGGUGACACUGAAGAUGACACCUUGAAGGAGGGGAAAAGGACCAGGAAAAAUGGAUUGCUAAACUGGUUAAAACUUCGGAAACGAGAUAGUAGCUUGGGGGCUUUGGGAAGCACUAGUGAUAAAUCAAGUGGGGUCAAGUCUACUAGUACACCUUCAACCCCUCAUGCAGAAAGUGUUAAUCUACACAUGGAUUCAAUACCUUCAUAUUCUUUACUUACAGAAAGCACCCUAUCAACAGAUCUUCUAUCUGAGGCGAGACAGGAUGGACCGGCUCCCGAGGAUAGUUUUCUGGAGCAAGAGACUCCUCUGACUAGCAUAAAGACAAUUGAUCAAAUCGAUCUGCUGAGGGAACAGCAAAAGAUUUUGUUUGGAGAAGUGGCACUCCAUUCAAGUGCUCUGAAGCGAUUGUCUGAGCAGGCUUCAAGAAACUCAAAAAAGGAACAUAUUCAUGUGGAGAUAAUAAAGCUGAAUGAUGAAAUCAAAAGGAAGAACGAACAAAUAGCUUUUCUAGAAAAGCGAAUUUCAGAUUCCGUCACCUCUUCUCACGACAAAAUGAAUAGAGUGGAAGCAUCACAAUCUCUUACUGAACUGAUGGCACAGUUGAAUGAGAAGUCCUUUGAACUCGAGGUUAAAGUUGCAGAUAAUCGAGUAAUUCAAGAGCAACUGAACCAAAAGAUCUGUGAAUGUGAAGGAUUGCAAGAAACAAUUGCCUCCUUGGAACAACAGCUCUCUGAUGCACUAGACUUGAGAACAUCCAGCCCAGAGAUCAGUCAUGUACAAUGCUAUCCUGAAACAAAAAUUGUCCAGAGAGAACUUUGCAUGGACGAGGAAAAUAUGUUAGUGAAAGAUACAAAUGAAGGGCUGCUUCUACAAGCUCAGGCAACCGAGAUUGGAGAACUCAAGAACAAAGUGGCUGAACUAACCGAGUCAAAGCAGCAGCUGGAGCUUCGGAACCAGAAAUUAGCAGAGGAGAGUUCAUAUGCCAAAGGCUUAGCCUCUGCUGCAGCGGUUGAGUUGAAAGCAUUGUCAGAAGAAGUCGCAAAGCUCAUGAACCAUAACGAAAGACUAGCUGCUGAGCUUGCAGCUCAAAAGAAUUCCGCCACCAUGCGCAGAACUAGUAGUGCCACCCGUAAUGGCCACGGCCGGAGAGACAUUCAUGUCAAACGGCAAGACCAAGGUGUGCUAUCAUCGGAUAUUAAGAGAGAACUGGCAUUGAGCCGGGAGAGGGAGCUUUCAUAUGAAGUUGCUUUGGCAGAAAAGGGUCAAAGAGAGGUUGAGCUACAAAAGAAGAUUGAGGAAUCCAAACAAAGAGAAGCUAAUCUUGAAAAUGAGGUUGCUAAUAUGUGGGUUCUUGUUUCAAAGCUUAAAAAAUCUCAAGGAGACGAAAAUGAUGUCUCUGAAUCGACCAGAGAAAGCGGGAGAGCUGAUGGUUUUGAUAGUUGGAGUAAUCCGGUGCAGACAAAAGAAUUUCUAUAACCAACGAGGUAUCGGCCUAGUAUAUGAGAAUUCGAAUUUUUUUGCCUAAUGUUGAAUUCAAGUUUUCAUAGUUAUGGCAGCUCGUUGACUAAACUUAUUCUUCAGCAUUCAAACCACGUGGUGGGACUUAGUUGAUCUAUUUAUAUAUUCAUUUUGUAUAUAUAAAAAACGAACUUAUAUAAGAAAAGUUUGUAACUAGAAAGUGUAGAAUGAGCAUUGUUUGUAACUAGA